CGCAUCGAGCCAGAUAAAGCUUUCUAGGGUUUCUUCUUUAUAUUCCGAGAUCUUCUGCCUUCUUUUCAGAUAUCGUUUACCUUCUGGUAGUGGGUUGGAGUUUCGGAGUCCCUAGGGUUGGUGUUUCUCUGAGUUCAUUGCUCUGAGGGUUCUCGAGCUUUGCGCUUUCUUUCUGGUUUUUCUUGAGAACUUCGUGUGUUUGCUUUGGUCCUGUUUGGAGGGAAUUAGGGUUUUGGAGGGAAUUAGGUUUAUCAAGUAGGAAGAACUAGGGUUUUCUGGUUCGAGGGAUUAGGGUUUUGGUGAAAGAUUUGGUAGGAUCAUACAUGGCUGCAAUUCAACACGUUCAAGAAGCUCGCACCUCUUAUUUCCUUGUUAUUUGCUCCCCUUCAGUGUUUAUUUAGCCCUUUGGUGAAGCCCUAGGGUUUUCGAGGCGGAGCUUCUUUCUUCUGCUAUCUGUUUUGGGUUCGAGAAAUCCUAGGGUCUUUAGUUCCAGAGCCUUCUCGUUCUCCUCUUUCUCUCUCUCUCUCUCUCUCUCUCUCUGUCUAUUUAUCUAUCUUGCUUUUUGAUUUCGGAGAUUUUCUUGGUUAAAGAACCCUGGCGAUUGUACAGUUACCCAAGUUUUCUCUCACAUCUCUCUGCAAUCUCUCGAUCAGAGAGAUGUCUAGCAUAAAGUCUGAUCCUCUGUACAAUGACACGGAGCCAUUUGUGGAGAUUGAUCCUUCAGGGAGAUUUGGGCGUUACAAUGAUCUUCUAGGCUCUGGGGCUGUGAAGAAAGUUUACUGGGGUUUUGAUCAAGAAGAAGGCAUCGAAAUCGCAUGGAACCAGGUUCACCUAGGAAAGUUCUCUGGUGAUGAACGAAUGGUGAAGAGGCUUCAGUCUGAGGUCUGUUUAUUGAGGUCUUUGGGGCAUAAGAAUAUCAUUACUCUCUAUGCUGUGUGGUUGAAUAGAAAGAACCAUACCCUAAAUUUCAUUACAGAGGUCUGCACUUCUGGGAACUUGAGGGAAUACAGGAAGAAGUACAAGAAUGUGUCUCUCAUGGCUUUGAAGAAAUGGGCGAGGCAAAUUCUAAGGGGUUUGGAGUAUUUGCAUAAGCAUGAGCCUUGCAUCAUUCACAGGGAUCUCAAUUGUAGCAAUGUCUUCAUCAAUGGCAAUGUUGGUGAGGUGAAAAUAGGAGACCUUGGCCUUGCUGCCAUUGUUGGGCGUGACCAUAUUGCUCACUCCAUACUUGGUACGCCUGAGUUCAUGGCACCUGAGCUUUAUGAAGAGGACUACACAGAGAUGGUUGAUAUAUACUCCUUUGGUAUGUGUGUCUUGGAGAUGGUCACCGUGGAAAUCCCUUACAGUGAAUGCGACAGUGUGGCCAAGAUUUACAAGAGGGUUAUCCAUGGCAUAAGGCCCUUGGCUUUGAGGAAGGUGAAAGACCCUGAAGUUCAAGCUUUUAUCGAGAAGUGUUUGGCGAAACCUCGUGAGAGACCAUCAGCCUCAGAGCUCCUCAAAGACCCAUUUUUUGAUAACUUGGAGGAUCUGGUGUAAAGAGGUUUAUUAUUCUUAAUUUUUCUUUUGCAUUCUUUUGCUAUUGUUUCACGGGAAGUUCUGGUCUCAUUCUUUUGGCAAGUGUAAAAAGUGGUGGUAUUUUUUUUGGUAGUACAUAGUCAUGAUUCAAUUAAGUGGGAUGCCUCUAGAUUAGUCUUUUUGUACCAUUCCACUAAUUUUGUAAAAAAUCAUGACUCCCUGAUUUUGGUGACCACGUUUUUUAUGUUUAUAUUGUAUUUUAUUUUCAUUACAUGAAGAGAUGGAUUUAAUUUAUGUCAUUCUUUGUCUUUUACUUCAG
Molecule: messenger RNA, 1831 nt
Organism: Amborella trichopoda
Lineage: Eukaryota; Viridiplantae; Streptophyta; Magnoliopsida; Amborellales; Amborellaceae
Product: putative serine/threonine-protein kinase WNK11
Biological process (GO): protein phosphorylation
Molecular function (GO): protein kinase activity; ATP binding
Source: RefSeq, a predicted model, not a curated record